GUAUGUCUCAGGAAGUAAAAAAAUGGCAGAAGAAGAGGUAGGUAUUUUUGUCAACCAGGAGCUGUUCAGUUGUCCAAUCUGUAUGGAACUUCUGCGAGAGCCUGUCACCAUUCCCUGUGGACACAACUACUGUAUGGACUGCAUUAAGAGCUACUGGGAGCAGAAGAACCAGAGGAAGAUAUGCAGCUGCCCACAGUGCAGACAGACCUUCUCCCCAAGACCUACGCUCAAUAAAAACACACUGUUUGCUGAAGUUGUCGAGAAAUUUAGACACACAGGAAUCCGUUCCCAUUCCAUACAUGGAGUUAUGACAGAUGAAGACAUUGCAAACGAAAAGCAGGACCUUGUCAUGUUCUGUGAGAAAGAGCUUAAGGAAUCUCAAAGGAGAUGCCAGCAAGUAAUAAAGGCCCGCGAGGCAGAGCUACAGCAGCUGAGUGAAGCCACACUGUCUCUCAGGAGUUCUGCACAGGCUGCAGUGGAGGACACGGAGAGGCUCUUUACUGAGCUGAUUAAGUCCAUUGAGACGUUGUGCUCUGAGAUGACAGAGAUGAUCAAAGUGAAGGAGCAGGCGGAAUUAGACGAGGCACAUGGGUUUAUGGAAAAACUAGAGCAGGAGAUCGCAGAACUGAAGAGGAGAGAUGCAGAAUAUGACAUGCUUUCACACCUUGAAGACAAAACUCAGUUCCUGAAGCGUUAUGAGUCACUGUGUAGUCUGCUGGGGGUGGAGACCUCUCCUGCAGUUCUAGUCAAUCCAGACUUUUCUUUUGUGAUGGUGUCAAGAAAACUCACAUAUCUGAAUGAGGACAUUAAAGAGCUUUGCCAGAAGAAACUGGAGAAAUUAUCUGAGAAAGUGACAAACCUCAAAUUUAUUCCAACCCCUGAGCCCAAAGUCAGAGAUCAGUUUUUGGAAUAUUCAGGUCCUCUGACUCUAGACCUUAAUACAGCUCACAGAAACCUCAGUGUGAGCGCAGAGAGCAGAGAGGUGACAUUCAGUAAAAUACUGACAUAUGCAUCUGUUCCUGAUCACCCCGAAAGGUUUGAUAUCCAUCACCAAGUCCUGUGCAGAGAGAGCGUGUCUGGUCGUUGUUACUUCGAGGCCGAGUGGAGCGGGAAGGGUCCGGUGCAUAUAGCCGUGUCUUAUGAGGAGAUCAGCCGGAAAGGAAAGAGUACCCUAUGUGCAUUUGGACACAAUGCCCAGUCCUGGAGUCUGGUGUGCUCUGAGGAUUCAUAUGCAUUCUGGCACAGUGGAAAAGAGACUAAGAUUCCCCAAAUGCAUUAUGCUCAUAGGACUGGCGUUUAUGUUGAUUUCUACGCUGGAAUUUUGGCCUUUUACAGCAUCACAGACACAUUGAAUCUCAUCCACACAAUUCGGACUACAUUCACACAACCGCUCUAUCCUGGCUUUAGGAUUAGCUCUGGGACAAGUGUGAGACUUUGCUAUCCACUUUAACUGCAAAAAUUUUGAUUAUUCAGUGUCUAAACAGUUAUUAUGCUUAAAGUUUAAAUAUUAUUUACUCACACUGAUGCUGCUCCAAACCCACACAAAAGGGGGGAAAAGUCUUUACAUGGCUUUUUGCCAUAUAAUGAAGGUGAAUAGUGACUCUAGGCUGUGAAGAUCAAAAAAGGAAAUACAUUAAAUAAAAAUAAAACCAUAGUCAAAGUAGUAGAUACGACUCGUGCACUAUUUUCCACAAUUCCAGUUUAUAUUCCAGACAAAAUCCCAGACUUCUGAAGCCAUACGAUCACAUCCUUUAACAGACUGAAAUUUAAGAUGUAAUUCACUCUCAAAUCAAAUCAUUGAUAAAUUCAGUAUGUGGCCAAUAUGCAAAUUUGGCGUCUACGGUGCAGGUUGGACGUAUGGAUGUCUGGUCACAAGACAUGCAAGAAUGAAUGACAUUCGAUUUUAUUAACAUUCAACCUGCAUCGUUGUCGUGUUCACUAUGGAAGAAUGCACAUAAUGAAAUGAUUUUACCCGCUAUCACCUUAACAUGAAGAUGCCGCUAGGUGGCUAUAGUGCCAGUAGAUGGCCUAUUGCCCUCAUUACAUUAGCAAAGACAGAGCAGGAGGGAAACAAUUCAGUACAUCAUGGAGAGAACCAAUGCAGGUAAAAAACUAGGGUGACCAGAAGUUGGACCCAGUUUUACGAGAUGUGUCUCGGUGUCCUGUCAUUUCUCAAAGAAUUUUAUAAUGUCCUGGUUUUAGCCUCACUGAUUUUUUUUUUUUCUUCUUUUAAAUGAAAUCAUUCUGGUUAUCAUGUCUGGUGUCGAUUUCAGGGAAGGGAAGAUAUUGUAUUGCAUAUGAUGAUUUGACGAUACUUUCAUACUAGAUUUGCUGCAAUCUGGUUUCCAUGACAAAGACUCAUGCACUUGGCGCUCUCUGCUGCUCUCAAUCAUCAUCCAAUGCAAAUUAGAAAUGCCCAAAUGAAAUUGCAUGUUCAACAAGCUGCCAAUAUAUGUCAUUGCACAACACGUGAAAAAGGAAUUGAAAUGAUUUACUUUCACUGUAAAUGUUUCCUUUCGCAUGGCCACAGUGUUAAGAGAUUGUAGGUCAUAUUCAUACAGCUGUAUUUUUUUUCUUUUCAAUAUUACAAAUGUGGAAUUGUAUUUUAACUUUUAAGUUCCAGUGUUGCACAUUUUGUGUAAAAGUGUGUAACUGACAAGAAAUUUCAAGCACUGACAGUGACAAGUCAAAUCAUUAUUACACAUGCAAUAUGACAUCAGAUGGAUAUAAUAGGCUUUAUGGAAUUUGUAUAUUUUACAAAUAUCUAAAAUGUGAUUAAAAUCAAAUAAAACAAUAUAUAAUAAAUUAAAAUACAAUUUUUCAUACAAAACGAUGGUUUUAAAAACUGUUCCUACAGUAAAAAUAUUAAGGACACACAGUUUUAUUAAAAUAUGUUUGUAUGAAGUAUAUUAAUUAUCCUUCCUCUAGAAAAUAUAGUCCCUACAUAGCGCAAAGGUUAAUAGUUGGCCACUAUUGGAGCUGAAUAGGGAUGUAUUCGCAUCAAUCUGUACAGCGUAGCUUGGUAGUAGAUCCUAUAUUUUAGCAUGGCUGGAACACUGCAUUAACCAAUCAGCAUUCAGAACCAGAAUGAUUAAUUUAAUAAAAUGAUGCAAACCUAUAACCACAAAUUGUUCAACACAUUGCUAUUGUAGUUCUGAGAAAACAUGGAAUGUUUGUUGAGUGUUUUUGACUUCAUUUUACAUUCACAUAUUAAAGAAAUAUUACAGGUUCAAUAGCAGUAAAGCUCAAUUUACAGCAUUUGUGGCAUAAUGUUGAUUAUCACCAAAAAAUUUAACCCAUCACUGUAAUCCAGAUGUUUGCCUUUUUAAAAUAAAGGGCAAGUGAAAAUACUUUUUUGUGGUAAUUAUAAUAAUUGUAGUAUUAUGCCACAAAUGUUGUCGAUUGAGCUUAACUUGAAUUGAACCCUGAAUAUUCUUUAAACAAAACAUAACAAUCUAUAUACAAUUUCAUACAUUUAUUAAAAAUAAACAUGUCACCUCUUUCCAUUAAGCAGCACAAUAACAAAUAAAUAGCUUUACGUUUAGACAUGAUGUAAGUUGUCUACUUUUCAUUCAGACAGUAAACCUUUUAACGCUAAAUUUCUUCAUCUUCUAAAAUCAUACCCAGAAAGGGAAUGAGACUUCAUUCCUGGAAAUUCAGUAACAAUAUAAGGCACAAAAACAGUAAAUACAACUUUUAACACGGAGUCAAUGGAGCGGUCAUACAGUCAUUAAAUGUAGUUCAGUCAUGACAACUCUUGGAAAGGUUUAGCAUGCUAAUGU
Xyrauchen texanus (razorback sucker) is the source of this 3782-nucleotide messenger RNA. RefSeq names its product finTRIM family, member 85 (gene ftr85). Gene Ontology annotation, molecular function: protein binding. The record is from RefSeq and is a predicted model, not a curated record. Lineage: Eukaryota; Metazoa; Chordata; Actinopteri; Cypriniformes; Catostomidae. Bases 23 to 1450 code for a protein of 475 amino acids. The transcript is spliced from 6 exons.